Messenger RNA from Syzygium oleosum, 1031 nucleotides. Its product is annotated as putative cysteine-rich receptor-like protein kinase 9. The record is from RefSeq and is a predicted model, not a curated record. Bases 162 to 1031 code for a protein of 289 amino acids. Lineage: Eukaryota; Viridiplantae; Streptophyta; Magnoliopsida; Myrtales; Myrtaceae. The transcript is spliced from 2 exons.
GAAAAUGACAGUUUUCUGGACCUGGUACUGUUCAUGUUGCAAUUACGUAUCCUAAGAAUUGAUGUUCAUCAAAAUUGAUUCUCCGCAUGCUCUUCUACUUCCCACAAUCUUCUGCCCGUUCUCGUGCCGCAAGCCCAAUCAAUUCUUCAACCUAGCAAAUCAUGAAUUCUGGCUUCACCAUCCCCCUCUCCCUCUCCUUCUGCUCGUUCUUCUUCUUCGUCUUCGUCCAGAAUUUCAGUACUGAAGCUGCCCCCACUUAUCUUAAUCAUUCUUGCCCACACGUCUUUCUCUUCACUCCCAACUCCACCUACGAGUCCAACCUCAACACCCUCCUCUCUUCCCUCUCCUCCGCCGCCACCAUCAGCACCAACGGCUUUGCCAACGCCACCGCUGGCCAGAACCCUCCCGACCGGGCCUAUGGGCUAUUUCUCUGCCGCGGCGAUGUCGACACCUCCACGUGCAGCAACUGCGUGGCCACUGGAAAACAGGAUAUCCUCCGAAUAUGCCGGAACCAGGGAGCCUCUGUGAUCUGGUACGACGAGUGCAUGUUGAGGUACGCCAACAAGUCCUUCUUCUCGGCCAUGGAACAGGUGCCUAAUCUCUUGAUGCAAAACGUUGCAAACAUCACUGAUCCGACCCGGUUCAAGCAACUCCUGGGACGGACCGUGGAUGACGUUGCCACAAGGGCUUCCAACGGCGGGUCGGGGAAGAAAUUCGCGGUCAAGGAGGCAAAUUUCACGAACUUGCAGAAGCUGUACACCCUCGCGCAGUGCACUCCGGACUUGACGGCGUCGGACUGCAACCGGUGCCUUCGGACGAUGAUCUCCACCCUCCCUCAGGAGAGGCAAGGUGGGAGGCGGUACACCAUGAGCUGCAGCGUCAGGUUCGAGGUGUACCCGUUUUAUAGUGCCUCAGCCAUGGUGGCUCCGGCGCCGGCUCCGGCGCCUCCGCCAUCUCAACCUCCGCCUCUUCCUCCUCCCUUGACCAGAGGUCUUUCCCGAGGAUACUGGCUCGGAGAUGUUGCAAGGUGA